AUGCAAUCUUUGGGGGUUUCUGGAAAUAGAGAGGUCAUGCAGUCUGGAACCUGUGAGCCUUUUCAAUCUCUAAGCCAUCAGAGAAAUGAUGAAGAAGCAGUUGUGGAUAGAGGUGGAACUCGUUCUAUUCUCAAAACACACUUUGAAAAAGAGGAUUUAGAAGGUCACCGGACUCUCUUCAUUGGCGUUCAUGUGCCCCUGGGAGGAAGAAAAAGUCAUCGACGUCACAGGCACCGUGGUCAUAAACACAGAAAGAGAGACAGAGAAAGAGAUUCAGGUUUAGAGGAUGGAAGGGAGUCACCUUCUUUUGACACCCCAUCACAGCGAGUACAGUUUAUUCUUGGAACUGAGGAUGAUGAUGAGGAACACAUUCCUCAUGACCUUUUCACCGAACUGGAUGAGAUUUGCUGGCGAGAAGGUGAGGAUGCCGAGUGGCGAGAAACAGCCAGGUGGUUGAAGUUUGAAGAAGAUGUGGAAGAUGGAGGAGAAAGGUGGAGUAAGCCUUAUGUAGCAACUCUUUCAUUGCAUAGCUUGUUUGAAUUGAGAAGUUGUAUUCUGAAUGGGACCGUGCUGCUGGACAUGCAUGCCAAUACUUUAGAAGAAAUUGCAGAUAUGGUCCUUGACCAACAAGUGAGCUCAGGUCAGCUCAAUGAAGAUGUACGUCACAGAGUCCAUGAGGCACUGAUGAAACAGCAUCACCAUCAGAAUCAGAAAAAACUAACCAAUAGGAUUCCCAUUGUUCGUUCAUUUGCUGAUAUUGGCAAAAAACAGUCAGAACCAAAUUCCAUGGAUAAAAAUGCAGGUCAGGUGGUGUCACCUCAAUCUGCUCCAGCUUGUGUUGAAAACAAAAACGAUGUGAGCAGAGAAAACAGCACCGUUGAUUUUAGCAAGGUUGAUCUGCACUUUAUGAAAAAGAUUCCUCCAGGAGCUGAAGCUUCAAACAUCCUAGUUGGGGAACUCGAAUUUUUGGAUCGAACAGUAGUUGCGUUUGUCAGGUUGUCUCCAGCUGUUCUGCUUCAAGGGCUGGCUGAAGUCCCAAUCCCAACCAGAUUUUUGUUCAUUCUUCUGGGACCCCUGGGAAAGGGUCAACAGUACCAUGAGAUUGGCAGAUCAAUUGCAACCUUAAUGACAGAUGAGGUAUUUCAUGAUGUAGCUUACAAAGCUAAAGAUCGGAAUGACUUGGUGUCAGGAAUAGAUGAAUUUCUAGAUCAGGUUACUGUUCUCCCUCCUGGAGAAUGGGACCCAAGCAUUCGAAUAGAGCCUCCAAAAAAUGUACCUUCCCAGGAGAAAAGGAAGAUUCCUGCUGUACCAAACGGAACAGCAGCUCAUGGGGAAGCAGAGCCCCAUGGAGGACAUAGUGGACCUGAACUCCAGCGAACAGGAAGGAUUUUUGGGGGCCUUAUUUUAGAUAUCAAAAGAAAAGCUCCCUACUUCUGGAGUGACUUCAGAGAUGCUCUCAGCCUGCAGUGCUUAGCGUCUUUUCUGUUUCUGUACUGCGCAUGUAUGUCUCCAGUCAUCACGUUUGGAGGACUGUUGGGAGAAGCAACCGAAGGUCGUAUAAGUGCAAUCGAAUCUCUCUUUGGAGCAUCCAUGACCGGGAUAGCCUAUUCUCUCUUUGGUGGACAGCCUCUUACCAUAUUAGGCAGUACAGGACCAGUUUUGGUGUUUGAAAAGAUUUUGUUUAAGUUUUGCAAAGAAUAUGGGUUGUCCUACCUAUCUUUAAGGGCUAGUAUUGGACUUUGGACUGCAACCCUGUGUAUCAUACUUGUGGCCACUGAUGCAAGCUCUCUUGUCUGCUAUAUCACCCGGUUUACUGAAGAAGCUUUUGCUUCCCUCAUUUGCAUCAUUUUCAUUUAUGAGGCCCUAGAGAAGCUGUUUGAACUCAGUGAAGCGUAUCCCAUCAACAUGCAUAAUGAUUUGGAUCUGCUGACACAAUACUCGUGUAAUUGUGUGGAACCUCACAAUCCCAGCAAUGAUACAUUGAAAGAAUGGAAGGACUCCAAUAUAUCCUCCUCUGACAUAAUUUGGGAGAAUUUAACUGUGUCGGAAUGCAAAUCAUUGCAUGGAGAGUAUGUUGGGCGAGCCUGUGGCCAUGAACACCCGUAUGUUCCAGAUGUUCUAUUUUGGUCAGUGAUCCUGUUCUUUUCCACAGUUACUAUGUCAGCUACUCUGAAGCAGUUCAAGACCAGCCGAUAUUUUCCAACAAAGGUUCGAUCGAUAGUGAGUGACUUUGCUGUCUUUCUUACAAUUUUGUGUAUGGUUUUAAUUGACUAUGCCAUUGGAAUUCCAUCUCCAAAACUACAAGUGCCGAGUGUCUUCAAGCCCACAAGAGAUGACCGUGGCUGGUUUGUGACACCUUUAGGUCCAAAUCCAUGGUGGACAAUAAUAGCUGCUAUUAUUCCAGCUUUGCUUUGCACUAUUCUAAUUUUUAUGGACCAACAGAUUACAGCUGUCAUCAUUAACAGAAAAGAACAUAAGCUAAAGAAAGGUUGUGGGUACCAUCUGGACCUACUAAUGGUAGCUGUUAUGCUUGGUGUGUGUUCCAUCAUGGGCCUGCCAUGGUUUGUGGCUGCCACAGUCCUCUCCAUCACGCAUGUCAACAGCCUAAAACUGGAAUCCGAAUGUUCAGCUCCAGGAGAGCAACCCAAAUUUCUCGGCAUUCGAGAACAAAGGGUUACUGGGCUUAUGAUUUUUGUUCUAAUGGGUUCAUCAGUUUUUAUGACCAGUAUUCUAAAGUUUAUUCCCAUGCCAGUGCUAUAUGGAGUGUUUCUUUAUAUGGGUGCUUCAUCUCUAAAGGGAAUUCAGUUGUUUGAUAGAAUAAGGCUCUUUUGGAUGCCUGCAAAACAUCAACCAGAUUUUAUAUACCUAAGGCACGUACCUCUUCGAAAAGUUCAUCUCUUCACAAUUAUUCAGAUGAGUUGCCUUGGCCUUUUGUGGAUAAUAAAAGUUUCAAGAGCUGCUAUUGUGUUCCCCAUGAUGGUAUUAGCUCUAGUAUUUGUAAGAAAGUUAAUGGACUUGCUAUUUACCAAACGGGAACUCAGCUGGUUGGAUGAUUUAAUGCCUGAGAGUAAGAAAAAGAAACUGGAAGAUGCUGAAAAAGAAACUUUGCUCAGUCAUUUAGUGAGGCUGGUUGAAGCCACAAAGUCUGAUGAGCUUUCUGUUCAGAUAGAUGAUCCAUCUGUGAUAAAUAUUUCUGAUGAAAUGUCCAAAACUGCUUUGUGGAGAAAUCUUCUGAUUACCGCUGAUAACUCAAAAGAUAAGGAGUCAAGCUUUCCUUCUAAAAGCAAUGAAAGCCGAAAAGAGAAGAAAGCUGACUCAGGGAAAGGUGUUGACAGGGAGACUUGUCUAUGA
Molecule: messenger RNA, 3351 nt
Organism: Orycteropus afer afer
Lineage: Eukaryota; Metazoa; Chordata; Mammalia; Tubulidentata; Orycteropodidae
Source: RefSeq, a predicted model, not a curated record